Molecule: messenger RNA, 3442 nt
Organism: Macrosteles quadrilineatus (aster leafhopper)
Lineage: Eukaryota; Metazoa; Arthropoda; Insecta; Hemiptera; Cicadellidae
Gene: Grip128
Product: gamma-tubulin complex component 5
Exons: 18
Coding region: 112-3204 (1030 amino acids)
Biological process (GO): microtubule nucleation; meiotic cell cycle; mitotic cell cycle
Cellular component (GO): gamma-tubulin complex; centrosome; equatorial microtubule organizing center
Molecular function (GO): gamma-tubulin binding; microtubule minus-end binding
Source: RefSeq, a predicted model, not a curated record
UUGUAAUAAUUUGAGGGAUUGUAAACAAAACAAAUUUAAACAUAAUAUACUAAUGAUACAAGUUUAGUUUAGUUAGGCCUACCAUUAACAUUUUGGAUUUUGACAUUUAAUAUGGCUAUUUCAAUUUUUAAUAGAAAAAAACAGUUUUUUGCUCCUGAGGUUGAAGGAUUAAUUAAGCAGUUAACAAAUUUUAAGGAAGACGAUAGAAACUACCAAGAGGUGGAAAAGUUUAUUUAUUCAAAUAUAAUUCAUCAUAAUUUUGCCACUGUUGACAUUGCAAUAGUAAAAAAUACUAUUGAUGGCUAUGUUGAAAAGUUUCAUGCACAUGGGCUCAGUAAAAGAGCCAAACAACUGAAAGAAUUAGUUGACAAGUAUGUUACAUCGGACUCAAGUCAGCAUACUCAGCUGAAUGUUCAAUGGCAUGUUCUGUGGCUUCUUCUAAACUUGUCAACUAGACCAACAGCAGUUUCUGAUGAAUGUGUCAGCAUUGAAGAGUUACCAGAAUUCAUAAAAGAAGAAGAAGAAAUCGAUUGGGCCGAAUAUCUUCGAGAGGGGUUUGAAGAGUUUAGAUAUCCCAGCGAUGAAAGUGAUGAUGAUUUAGACUGGCUUAGCGUAUCUGAAGAGGACUGUACAGGAGUAGAAUAUGUCUCGGAUGCGAAUGAGGAAGAUUUGAAGAGUUUUGGUAACAUACCACAUCCGUCACUGUGGCAACUCACUCCCCAGUUGUCCCAGAGAGAGACUCUACGCAGGGUGGUGAGGGAGGGGAAAGAGGCAGAGGAGUGGUUGAGCAGCAAUUUGCAACACUCCUGGUGGUCGGAUAAGUCCUUCAGGAGCGUUCUGGAGAGUCACCAUCCGGAGACCCGGGUGUGUCAAAUAUGGGAAGAGACAUUUAAGUCCCAGGUCGGAGAGGAUUCGACAGACCAGCUGCUAGUAAUAUCUGAGUUUAAAGUGCUACACGAGGUGUUAUGGAUGCUUCAAGUACCUACAGAUUGUGCUCUUUUUUAUCAAGAUGAUAAUGAUAAGUUUCAUGUCAAAGCGGAUGUUUCAAUGCCUUCGACGAUUCCAGAAACAUUGGGAUUGUACUUGGAGGAGUUUUGCCCCUAUAUCAACAUGGUUAGCUGCUUGAAGACGUUUGAAGAACUUCUGAAUGAACAAGAAAUGGGAGACAGUCCUCCUCCAGUUACAUACAAAGCUUACUGUGCAGCUCUCUGUAGACAGUUGCAGAAGUUCACUGAGGUUGUCAUCGGCAUCGAAACUAGACUCAACAAGCAAGAUGAAACGAUGACUCUAAUAUCUGUAAGGGAAGAGCUGUCCCCGGCUCUCAAGAUUCUGCAGUAUUUGCAUUGUAUCCAUAUCAAGGCCAUUACAGACUGGGUAUCUCAACCUGCUUGGUUCUGUGCCACUAGAUUGCUAUCAGUUCUGUAUGAAAUCGUCAGUGAAGCAAGCGAUGAAAAGUUAUUGGAAGUUUCUUUGGACAUAUUCAUCCACAGUUUCCACCCGUAUCUGGAUAUUAUUGAUGUAUGGCUGUGUGAAGGCAGAUUGGAAGACUGGCGCAAAGAGUUUCUAGUCAUUAAGGAAGACGGUGGUAUUCCAGAGGUGAUGCCUUACGAGUCAGAGAUGUUGAAGUGUGGCGUUACUCCUGUGAGACUUCUCACUAGUCUGGUGGAUGUUGUGAGAGAGGCAGGUCGCACCAUGGAGAUAGUCAACAGUCUCAACAAACUGUCUCAGUUCAGAGACACUGUGCGCAACAAAGGCUGUCUUUUCAGAGAGUUUUCUGAUAAUGUUUACAGUGAAAUCAAGAGGUUGAAAGAUAAAAUUUCAGAACUACCUAAAAUAGAUGAAGAAAUACCUGAUAAUGUGACAGAGAAAAUCUGCUAUACUUCAGUAAGAAGCAGCUGUGGUGAUUUAAUCGAAGAUGAAGAAAAAAGUAUACAUGAAGAAUCCGAAUCUAAAGCAAUCAGUCCAGUAUCUUCAAGAAAAUCAAGUAGACCGACGUCACCCACUGCUCUAGUCCCUAGAUAUCUUCAGUCACUCAGUGGCAAAGCUAUGUAUGCUCAGACUAUGUCAGUUCUACUGCAGAACCCAUUGUUGGGGGAAGUGUUUCGUGGUUACCUCUCUCCUCCACGCCCCCCCUCCCCACCAGCUGUCAAACCUGUAUUCCCUCAAGAGGCCUCUGAUUCUGAUUGCAGUGUUAGUCUGGUGGGUCUGAUGUCCAUUCACAGUGUCCUAGAGAGACAGCUCUCCCUGGUAGAGAGCAGACACAAGUCUGCGUCUAGUCUAGUCACAGACACUCUGCUAACAGAACACAACCUUUGUAAACACUUGACAGUUCUGCGCACCGUCUACUUCAUGGAAAACGGCAAUCUGGCACAGAGCUUCUACUCAUACUUGUUCAAAGAGAUAGAAGCUGGGACAUGGAACAACUCAAUAUCAUUGAAUGCCCAGUUAAAGGUUUGUGUAGAGGAGUACUUUCCUGGAUUCGAGAACUACUUUACAGUUCAGAUUGAGACGUCCUGUAGAGAUAAGUCCAGCAAUGCUUUAGUCCAUCACAUCAUCCCAGCAAUAUCUCUGGCUUACAGGGUGGAUUGGCCAGUUAGCCUAGUAAUUUCAGAGGCAUCAAUCGCAAGCUACAACAAGGUAUUCAGAUUCCUACUUCACCUCAAGUAUGCCUUCUGGACCCUGCACAACACACGUUUCUCAGACCUGACAGACAGUUCACAUCCACUGUGGGUUCGACGGUUGCAUGUGCUCAAGACUUGGAUGCUGCACAGCACCAACACACUGCACUCGUACUUCAUGGGGCUCGUGUUGCGAAGUUACUCGACACAUCUGGAGGAGUCUGUCUUGUCAGCUGACUCUCUGCAGGUCAUUGUUCAAGCUCACAACAAGUUUUUGGAUGAAGUAAAAAUCCAUUGUCUGCAAGACAAAACCAACUAUCUAGAAAAUUUUAUAAAAAGGCUACUAAAGCUAUGCUCUAUGCUAGCCGAGUUGUGGGAGCUGGAAGUGGUGGGAGGGGGUGACUUGGAGGCUGAGCUGUGUGUGUUGGAGGAAGCCUUCCUUGUGGCCUACCACAGCCUCAUACACUGUCUAGAGAUGGUCUCGCCUGAAGAGGACCAAGGCAAUUUCUUGUACGAGCUGAAGUGUGAAAUAGCUUCAAGUGAGCCAGAAUGUUUUACUCUGGAGGCAAAAAGUAUCAACUCGUGAAUUGAAUCCAAUACCAACCUAUCAGCCAUCUUGUAAAUUAUUGUUUGUAAAACAUUGUUCAUAGUGUGUAUUUAUCUUGUAAAUCAGUCUAAUUUUCAGGUUUAUAGAUUUUAAGUUAUAUUUAUUUAGUUUAGUUAUGAUUUUAACAUGUACAAAGAAACUAAACUAGUAUGAAAAUUACUAAGCACACAAAACUGGAUAAAAAUUGAACCAUGUGAAAAAAUUAAACUAAUUUAAU